Molecule: messenger RNA, 858 nt
Organism: Plenodomus lingam JN3
Lineage: Eukaryota; Fungi; Ascomycota; Dothideomycetes; Pleosporales; Leptosphaeriaceae
Source: RefSeq, a predicted model, not a curated record
AUGCCCGCACUGCGCAGGCUGGCGACGUGGGUGUGGGUGUGGGUGUGGGUGUGGGAGGGGGAGGCUUCCACGCCUCCAAGCUUCCAAGGAUUGUCUUGUCUCUGCCGUUGCGGGGUCUGGCCCUUCGAUUCAUGGCCUUUACAAGGUUUCUGUCCUCGAUCAUCGUCCAUCCGCACCAACAAACAAGCCUGCCCCUUGUCCCUCGAGAGACUCCACACCGUCCAUACAGUCCACACCGUCCAUACAGUCCACACCAUCCAUACAGUCCACACGGCAGACUACCACCCAACACCCUCCGCUGCCUUGGCUGUCUUCAGCGAAUCCCGUCGGCCAGACAACGCCUUUUUGCGACUUCAGUCGUCCAUCUGUAUACCGAUUCGAACGUCAUUUUGCUCCGACACACCCCAUGCCUUAGUGCCAGUCUACAUCUACUCUACUCUACUCUACUCUGCUCGGAGCCUGCUCUCCCCUCCCUACAAUCGUACUCCAAAGCACCCAAGACUUCUCGGACUCGGCCUGCGCCUACGGGACACUACGGGACGCGCCUUGGUGGCUGACCCACCCACGUGUGUUCGUUCGGCCGGCCGGUCGUCUUCGACGGGCCUCUCCCGGUUGUCAGCAGACGGUGGGAACACCAGACAGUUCAUCGCGCAACGCUCCACCACAACGUCAUGUCCUGCAGAUGACUAUUCCCUAGGCUGCUGCCAGACUCGGAACUGCUCGUUGUGGCAGGUAGCCUCUCUCGUCUCCAUGGGCGCCCGAGGCCUUCCAGCCUUCUUUAGCCGCCGCGCAACGACUGCGCUGGCAAGGUUCACGCCCCAAUCCAUCAGCGAAGCCAGAUCCUCACUGCCGUGCUAG